Molecule: messenger RNA, 2191 nt
Organism: Octopus bimaculoides (California two-spot octopus)
Lineage: Eukaryota; Metazoa; Mollusca; Cephalopoda; Octopoda; Octopodidae
Product: OTU domain-containing protein 3
Biological process (GO): protein deubiquitination
Molecular function (GO): cysteine-type deubiquitinase activity
Source: RefSeq, a predicted model, not a curated record
UGAUUUCAGUGUUGUUGUUGUUGUUGGAGAAAACAAAUAAGAGAGUCAAGAGAGGAAGACAGCAGCAGCUUCAGCCUCUUCUUCUUCUUCACCAUCAGAGAUACUGACCGCUUCGUUUGAAAAAAAAAUUAUUGAAGCCAAACCCUAAAUCCCUUUCACCCGACCCUAGUGGUGUUGUCGCUCGCCCUAAAUGAACCAUGUAGCCAGUGGUCUGCAGAUGGUUCCUUCUUUUCACAUGACAGCCUCUACAACUCUUGUAUGUCUACCUGUCUGUGUUUCUGUCUACCUGUUUCAACAUCAACAAUCUAUUUCAAUUCUUCCACGACUACAACAACAACAAGUACAGGAACUGGUAGCCAGAGUGACAGUAGCAUCACCGCCACCGCUGCCGGAGACAGCGACAGUCCAUUGGUCAGUGCCACAGAGAACAGCAGUAAACACAAGAGCAACAAGUCAUUGAAACAGCAGCAGCAGCAACAGCAGCAGCAGUUGUCCAAAAAGAAGCCGCCUAAGCGGCAUCCACCCCCAUCUCACCCCCCACCGCCACCCCCUGAUCUGAGCAUAGGUGGUGGAGCCAAGUGGAGCCAGCACAGCUUGACGUGUGUGGCUGCUGGGACCAGCAACCCCCACCGGGACAGUAACAAAGCCGGCAAUAAUCAAGGGCCCCUCACCUCCAAGAAGAACAAAACUAACUCCUCCCCCCCCUCCGUCUCCACUUCCACCGAUAGCAUUGCCAGUAGCAGUGUCCCCACCACGACCACCACCAUCGCCACCAGCAGUGAGAGUGUGACAAGCCCCAGCUGGUCAAGCGGUUGCUGGAAACCCCUGUCCAUUAUGGCCCGGAAACGGGAUGACAAAAGCCCUGCAAGGAACUGCGGUGGGGACCGGCAAGAGCGCAAGAUGGAAUCUUACUUGGCUGAUGAUGAAAACUACCCCAGUUUCUCCAACCAGGUCGUUAAACUGGGUCUACAAUUAAGGGACAUUCCAGCUGAUGGAAACUGUUUGUUCCGUGCUCUUGGUGACCAACUCGAAGGACACGGCCGCAACCACUAUUGUCAUCGGUUAAAAGUUGUUGAAUACAUGUUAAAAAACAAGAAAGACUUUGCACCAUUUGUCGAAGACAACAUACAGUUUGAACAUUAUUUGUACAAUCUGAAAAAACCUGGGACCUAUGCGGGUAACGAUGCUAUUGCAGCUUUUGGCCGCCUUCAUCAAGUACAUAUAGUCAUUCAUCAGUUAAAUUCUCCUUUUUUGCUAAUACAAGGUUCUAAAGACGUCACCUCAGCACAGCUUCACAUUGCUUACCAUAAUGGCGACCACUAUUCAAGUUUGCGCUGGCUCCAUGACAAUACUGAAUCACCUGCCAAUAUCAGGCUAAAGAUAUUCAGUGAUGACAAAAGUAAAUUGAAAAAUAAGAUCAACCCCAAAACUAUUUAUCGAGAUGAGAAGUCUGGCGUAGUGCGUGCCGUACGAGACCUAAAAUCUAUUCAACAGGAAAUCAUUGGAGCCACUGGCUGCCAGGAUCGAGAAGUCAUCCGGAAAUAUCUGGAAGGAAAUGAUUACAACGUGGAUGCCACCGUUGCGGAUCUCCUGCAAUUGUUGAAUAUUUCCCGGAAAGAAGAGAAAUCAGUGCAUGGGAAAAAGACUGCUUUAGGAAAAUCAGAUUCAUGUCUGUGGUCAGAGACAGGAUCCGGAUCGCGACUGUUUGGUACUCUUGCACAGAAUUCCUCUUCUGCAACUUCUUCCACCUCUUCUCCUCCUUCGUUGUCGUCUUCAUCGACAUCACUGAGGAAAUCUAAGGACUCUCGCGUUCACUUUACCGACGACUGCACCAGUGAAAGUUCGGGCUACGGUUCACUGAGCGGUGACAGCAGCAGCAGCAGUGGUGCUCGACCCAAGCACAUGAUACCCAGGGUGCGUGUACUGUAGCAGAAAUUAGAUUUGGUAGACUUUUUCUCAAUUCAAUCUUCUCUUCCUUCUUCUUUCUUCGAACUCUACAUUUGAACUCUAACCCUCCACUUCCCCCCCUCCUUUUCCCUUCUCCCUGCCAAUGGCUUUUAUGCCACUUCCAACCUCUGCCUCCAGCUUCUCUUUUUCUUCUCUUCCUCUCUGAUUGCAUCCUACAGACAUAUAUUAAGGGUAAGAGCUAAAAGCUGCAUAUGUAAAUUUUUCAGUAAAUUUGUUAUUUAUA